Molecule: messenger RNA, 1839 nt
Organism: Rhinocladiella mackenziei CBS 650.93
Lineage: Eukaryota; Fungi; Ascomycota; Eurotiomycetes; Chaetothyriales; Herpotrichiellaceae
Exons: 2
Coding region: 1-1839 (612 amino acids)
Biological process (GO): positive regulation of transcription by RNA polymerase II
Cellular component (GO): nucleus
Molecular function (GO): DNA-binding transcription factor activity; transcription cis-regulatory region binding
Source: RefSeq, a predicted model, not a curated record
AUGUCUUCUCCGACCACCUCAUACUCACCAAAGUUUGAUCUUUCAUGGGGAGGAACUCACAGAACGGCAUUUCCUUUGACUCUUUCAAACGGCUCCAGCGAGAACCAAACGUAUUUGCUCAGCUCUCCUGCCAAAGAUGGAGGUAUGUCUUUCCUGCAUGCGGAUGGUGCUUCCAUUGUCGGGGACGAUCAGACCAUUCACGAAACCUGUGAAGCUCUCUAUACUGAAGAUGGUUUAGGAGCAGAAUUGUCGACAAUUGGCCAAACAUGUGGUCAAACGAAAGCCCGACAAUCACAGUCCCCCUCCAACUUCAGCUACGGCCACCCCUCAGCAUGCUCUUUACCAAAUGGGUCCCCCUACUUGCCUUCCAACGUACGAUUCUUAUUGUCGCAUUACACUGGUCACGUCAUUGAUUCACUCUCACCACUGCCUCAAAUCAAGGCACCAUGGCGAGGUAUACAUUUGCCAUGCGCUUUAAUCGCAUAUGGGGAAUUGGACAUUGUUAGGCAGUCAUGUUUCAGCAGAGUGUCCCUUUUGUACAGCCUCCUUUCUCUGACUUGCUAUCAUCUGGGCUCCCUUCACGAAACGACAUCCUUGAGUUUCAGUACCAUCGAUGAUGUCGUGCCGCCGCAAGAGAAAGGUUCGAAUGCGCAUUACUGGAAAAGUCAAGCUCAGAAAUUCAGAGGCAUCGCUCGGACUGCAUUUCGCAAAUCACUGCGAUCGAUACCAACCAGGUCGGCAGAUAAAGUAAAAUAUAAAGAGCUUUUUGUGAGCGCGAUGAGUCUGAUAUGCGCCGGUAUUAUCAGUGGGGAUGCAUGGGAUUCUCGGCUUUUCAUUCUCCAAUGCGAAGAAAUUAUCAAUAAGAUAGGCCGCACUAAACGACGUUUCUCUGAUAAGGCUUUGCAACUUCACCGGAUAUUUUCAUAUAUCAGAAUCAUCGCACAAACCACGUACUGUCAGACAAGAGAUCAAUAUCUUGAUGCCCUGGAUAAAAACCAAGAUAAGGAUGCGAUUACGGAAGAACUACUCGAACAAGUGAAGAAUAUUCCGGAACAAGAAAGUCUCCCGCAUCUACGGUCCAUUGGGCUCCCAUCGAAGAAUUCCCAAUACCAGACAAUGUCAGACCUUGGGUUGACCGGGCCAGCAGAAGAAGAAAUAUUUUUCGACCUCUAUGCCAUCCCUAGCUCGUUACUGACGCUCAUUUCACGAACAAACCAGAUGGUCGCAGAACUCGAUGAGAUAGGGACAUGCCUACCUAUCUUGCCGACGGCGCUAGUAGCAGAUGCUGCAGAACUUGAAAAGGAUAUCUGCAAAUGGAAGUUCCAAGGAACAAACAACACCAACACGACAGCCAUAGCUCCGGGACCGUUUGACCUUGAAGCUAACCGCAAUAGCAGCGGCGGUAUUAUCAGCGAGACUCAGAAUCCCGAACAAGUCAUGAGAUCCAACAUCGCAACCGCCAUUCACCAUGCUCUUUUGAUAUAUUUCUUUCGUUUUCUGCGCUUUACCAACCCCGUCAUUCUACAACACUACGUUGAAAGCGUGCUUAGCAACCUCGAAGGGCAUCGAGACAUCAAGGCCCAAUUCUAUCCCGGGGCCCGCAUCGGGACGAUUGUAUGGCCCAGCUUCAUUGCGGCUUGCGAAGCGCUGGGCGACAACUUGCGCCGCCGCGCCCUCGAAUGCAUGAGACAUGCUGCAUGGACGGGAUUCAAGAAUGCAGAGCCCGCCGAAAUGGUCGCAAAAGAGGUCUGGAAAAGACGCGACGCUGGCGAUGUGUAUGUCUCGUGGGCCAAUGUCCUGAGGGAAUUGAGCCCUGGGACAAUUUUGCUCCUAACCUGA